UUAUCACGUGGUUGACGAGGCUCAGCCCUUGAACCAGCGGCGAGGGAAGCGGCAGAGAAGAUUUUUGGGGAGGUGGUAGAGUGGAGUAAUAGGCAACACGGAAUUAUAGCCUAGGAGGCCUACCUGGUUCAGGACCUCAAACCAUAUAUAUCCGGUUUUACGGUAACCAGACAGCUGUAUCCAUUAAUCUGCAUAUACUAUUUCUAGACUGGUUUCCCGGAGCGGAUUGAGUGGGACUAUGGAAGAUGUAUACCAUUAUACUCGUAGCCCUGCAUGGGAAGAACUGGAGCCGGAGAAAGGCCAUUCGACAACGGGGAUCCAUGCCCAUGUCGUGGGGGCUGUCGGGGGCUCCGGGGCCGUGGAUGAGUCUUCAGACAGCGAGGGAGAACAAGAAGGCCCGCAGAAACUCAUCCGGAAAGUGUCGACCUCCGGACAGCUCAGAAGCAAGACAAGUGUGAAAGAGGGACUGUUGCUAAAACAGACAAGCUCAUUCCAGAGGUGGAAAAAACGCUAUUUCAAACUGAGAGGACGCACACUUUACUACGCCAAAGAUGCCAAGACUGGCAGUGCCCUGGCCCGGUGGCAGGAGCGGGCACUGUGCGGCGUUUCCAGGAGUCGUAUAUGUUGGAGGGUUCUGUCUGUGUGCUGGGCAGGGCCUCGCCGCGCACCACCGCCUAGCGGAUCCGACGAAGGUCUGAUGUCGAUACGGUCUCUGAUAUUUGACGAGGUGGACCUAUCAGAUGCCAGUGUGGCUGAGUCCAGCACUAAGAAUGUCAACAACAGCUUCACGGUGAUCACUCCAUUCCGCAGGCUCAUCCUCUGUGCGGAGAACAGGAAAGAGAUGGAGGACUGGAUCAGCUCGCUGAAGUCCGUCCAGUCCAGAGAGCAUUACGAGACAGCACAGUUUAAUGUGGAACAUUUCUCAGGGAUGCACAACUGGUAUGCCUGCUCCCAUGCACGCCCCACCUUCUGUAACGUCUGUAGAGACAGCCUCUCUGGCGUCACUUCCCACGGCCUGUCCUGCGAAGUGUGUAAAUUCAAAGCUCACAAGCGGUGUGCCGUCAGGGCCACCAACAACUGCAAAUGGACCACACUGGCCUCCAUAGGGAAAGACAUCAUCGAAGACGAGGAUGGGAUUGCCAUGCCCCACCAGUGGCUGGAGGGGAACCUGCCUGUUAGUGCCAAGUGUGCCGUGUGUGACAAGACCUGUGGCAGCGUGCUCCGACUGCAGGACUGGCGCUGCCUCUGGUGCAAGGCCAUGGUACACACAGCUUGUAUGGACUUGUACCCCAGGAAAUGUCCCCUGGGCCAGUGUAAAGUCUCCAUCAUCCCUCCUACUGCUCUCAACAGCAUCGACUCGGAUGGCUUCUGGAAGGCCACCUGUCCCCCGUCCUGCGCCAGUCCUCUACUGGUCUUUGUCAACUCCAAGAGUGGAGACAACCAAGGGGUUAAAUUCCUACGACGUUUCAAGCAGCUCCUCAACCCUGCUCAGGUGUUUGACCUGGUCAAUGGCGGACCACAUCUAGGGCUGCGUCUCUUUCAGAAGUUUGAUAACUUCCGGAUCCUGGUGUGUGGAGGGGAUGGGAGUGUAGGUUGGGUCCUCUCUGAGAUAGACAAACUCAACCUCCACAAACAGUGCCAGCUGGGAGUGCUGCCCUUGGGCACAGGAAACGACCUGGCGCGGGUGCUGGGCUGGGGCCCAUCGUGUGACGAUGACACGCAGCUUCCCCAGAUUCUGGAGAAACUGGAGCGGGCCAGCACCAAGAUGUUGGACCGCUGGAGCAUCAUGACCUACGAGAUAAAGCUCCCCUCCAAACACAGCGGGCCCGUCACGCCAGACGACACUGACGACGGCCAGUUCCAGAUCUCAGCAUAUGAAGACUCGGUAACUGCCCAUCUCACCAAGAUCCUGAACUCUGACCAACACUCUGUGGUCAUCUCCUCCGCUAAGAUCCUGUGUGAGACAGUAAAGGACUUUGUUGCCAAAGUGGGAAAAUCUUACGAGAAAAGUAUUGAGAAUACAGAGGAGUGUGACACUAUGUCUCUCAAAUGUGCCAUCCUGAAUGAGAAGCUAGACUCACUCCUCCAGACCCUGAACACAGAAGCCCAGUCACUCCCACCACCUCUUCCCCUUUCCACACCACCGAUCGUUGAAGAGGAGGAAGAGGAAGAAGAUGAGGAGGAGGAGGUGAGCGAGGAGUCGUUGACCGAGCUGAAGGAGAAACUGGAAGCGGAGGAGAGCGAAAAGAGAGGAGAGAAAGGAGGAUGUUCGCCACACAAGCUGUUCAGAGCUAAAGAACAGCUGAUGUUACGAGCCAACAGCCUGAAGAAGGCUGUACGACAGAUCAUUGAACAGGCCGAGAGAGUGGUGGAUGAGCAGAAUGCCCACACAGAGGAGCUAGAGCUGCCGUCCCCGUUGGAGUUUAGGAAGGAAGGAGAGGAGGACAACAGGGACAGUGAGAAGGACGAGGACACCAAGGAACUGGAAGCCGUGCCAUUGGCUAAGAGUCCAUGUUCUCCUCCUGAGAGGCUUGUAAGUCGCAGCAGCCAAUCCUGUGGCUCGUUCUCCAUCAUGCCUUUCACCACCAGCAAGGAGAACCUACCUGUACUCAACACACGCAUCAUCUGCCCUGGUACAUCCUACGGUUUGCGUGCUGGUCUGGCAGCUUCUAUAGCCGGUAGCUCCAUCAUCAGUAAAAUGCUGCUGGCCAACAUCGACCCAUUUGGUGCUACGCCCUUCCUGGACUCUGACCUGGACUCACUAGAGGGCUUUAGUGAGAAGUGUGUCAUGAACAAUUACUUUGGCGUUGGGCUGGAUGCUAAGAUCACCUUGGAGUUCAACAACAAGAGGGAGGAACACCCAGAGAAGUGCCGGAGUCGUACUAAGAACAGGGUGUGGUAUGGUGUUCUGGGCACCAAGGAGCUCCUCCAGAGAACCUACAAGAACCUAGAACAGAAGGUUCAACUGGAGUGUGACGGUCAGUACAUCCCCUUGCCCAGCCUUCAGGGCAUCGCGGUGCUGAACAUCCCCAGCUACGCUGGAGGAACCAACUUCUGGGGAGGCACCAAGGAGGAUGACAUCUUCUGUGCCCCGUCGUUCGACGAUAAAAUCCUGGAGGUGGUAGCCGUGUUCGGCAGUAUGCAGAUGGCUGUGUCCAGAGUCAUCAAACUACAACACCACCGCAUAGCACAGUGUCGCUCAGUGAAGAUCACGAUCCUGGGAGAUGAGGGUGUUCCUAUCCAAGUGGACGGGGAGGCCUGGGUACAACCUCCUGGAGUCAUCAAGAUCCAACACAAGAACAGAGCCCAGAUGUUGACCAGAGACAGGGCGUUUGAGAACACUCUGAAGUCGUGGGAGGACAAGCUGAAGUAUGACAAGCUGCCCCUGCGGCCUCACCUUUACCCCCAGCAGUCUGUGGACCUGGCCACUGAGGAGGAGGUAGCCCUCGUACAGCUGGUUGCCCGUGCAGCGGACGAGCUCAUCACCAGGAUCUGUGAGGCAGCCAAGACCAAUGGGCUUCUAGAGCAGGAGCUUGCUCACGCCGUCAACGCCUCGUCACAUGCCAUCAACAAGACGCACCCAAAGUUCCCAGAGAGUAUGGCCAGGAACACAGCUAUAGAAGUAGCCAGCAAUGUGAAGGCUUUACACAACGAGACUGAAUCCCUUCUGGUGGGACGAGUAUCACUGCAACUGGAACCCUCAGAUGAAGAGUCUUUAUCCAGUGCUCUGCAGAGUGUGGAGAUGGAGCUAGGCAAACUAGUGGAUAUCCCCUGGUUAUACCAUAUACUGCAGCCCAAUGAAGAUGAGGACCCCUCGUUAGAGUAUGGCAAGAGGAACAGUCGUAGCAGCAUGUUCAGAAUUGUGCCAAAGUUCAAGAAAGAGAAAGCUACCAAGAAGACCAGCCCUCAGUCAGUGGAGAGAUGGGGCACAGAGGAAGUGGGCGUCUGGCUGGAGCAACUCAGUCUGGGAGAGUACAGAGACACCUUCACACGCCACGACAUCCGAGGCUCGGAACUGCUGCACCUGGAGAGGAGGGACCUGAAGGAUCUGGGGAUAUCGAAAGUGGGUCAUAUGAAGAGAAUUCUUCAGGGAACUAAGGACCUGGCUAAGACCGCCAUGAUUGACCUCUAACCCAGAAGUAGUUGGAGAGGAAGUGCCCCUCCACCACAGAGGAAGUAUUUUGGAGCUCCGCAGGAAGAGCUGAAUGCCUGGUAUCUUGGGAUGAAUGGAUGGAUUUGCUCCUGUGGAUGAAUUUGGGAAUGCUGUUUCAGAGAAGCUUUACAACAGAAAUGUUUUAGUGAGGCUGUGAUUGGUGCCAAAAUGGAAGAUGGAACUUGAAAGCAGUUGACAGUGCAAAGAAGGAAGUCAUGGAUCUUCACAAAAAGCCAUUUUUCUAAAAUCAUAUUUCCAUUCAUGGCACAAUCAGGUAUGCAACUUAUCAUCAUUAUAAAAGUUUGAUUGGUCGCCUGGCAUCGUAGAGAAGGCCCAAUCCAAGUAGCAACAAGGUGACUUCCAUGAGUGUGUCCUACCAGUGGGGUGUGAGUGUGUCCAUUUCAAUACAGUACCGUAUGGCUUUGUGAUUGGCUUACUGGCUCUUUGCUUAGCAGUAGAUGGCUACAGAUGCAACACGACAGUCACAAUACCCUGCUUUCACUGUUUACACCAGAGGCGAUGGCCUACGUCCCAAAUGGCACCCUAUUCCCUGUGUAGAGCUCGACUUUUGAGUGGUGCACUAUGUAGGGAAUAGGGUGGGAUUACAGAUGUGCCCUGGGAGAAGGAGAGAUGCAACAUCACAACCUAAAGAGAGUGAAGCGAGGUCUCUGAAAACAGUGAGACAUAUGUUGCAUGCUAUGCUAGCUUGACUUUGGAUAUCUAUUUGGAAUUGCAUGAAUAGUGUUUCGAUUUUUUGGUGUAAAAAGAUAACACUUGAACAAUUUUUUUUUUUUAAUAUGACUUUAGUAUUAUUAUGCCAUUUGUUACUACUGAAAGCAUCAUUUUGGUUUGAAUAGAAAAAAAAUGUUGAUGACUUUUAUUUAUUUGUUUUUGCAUGAUGAUUCUGUGUCAAAGACCUAUGUCAUGUGCCAUAUUUGAGUCAUUUUAUUGUAAAUGUGCUUUAUUGGUAAGAAAACAUCAGAAUUUAAGACAAGUUAUCAGAUUACAUAUUAGGAGUUAUGUUUUGUCAUUUGACACGUUUUCUGUUGAUGUGAAAAUCAGUACCAAAGUGAAUGUCCAAGACACUUCCGAACUUAAAUGUUAACUUUGAAAGUAGUGAAAAUCUUGUUAUAAUGUUUGAGAUAAAUAGCAGUCACGUAUAGAGGGAGUGAAGUUGAUGGUUGUAAGCCAACAAUUUCAUAUUUUUAUGGAAUACUUAAUAGGCACUUUUCCAUUUUGGGUGUUUGCAAAGUUACAUCCUCAUAUCAGUAGAUACAUUUUACUUCAAUCUUUAUCAUUUAAACACUCAGUAUUUCACAGAGUAACACUAUGGUAGUGGGAAUAGGAGUUAUACAUUGAUUUAAGUAGAGCAGCUGAGGAGCAAAGGAGUUUUGCUAAUGUGCAGCCUUUCUAAAUUGCUCAGUGUGAUAUGUAAUGUUAAUAGGACACUAAUUUUGUUAGAUUGGUUGCAUUACAGGGUAUAUUUGUAUGUGAUGCUAAGUAUGCAUUGUAUAUAUGCAAUCUAAACCAGUGUAUGAUACACUGUUAGUAGUUAUUCUAGUCCAAUGCCUUUGUAGAUUGCCCACAUGACAUGCAGUGUCAACAGCUAACACGUUUUGAUGAUAUUGUUUAUUAAUUUGCACCAUAAACACCAAUUGUAGAUUAUUGCUUUUGUUAAGUAGACUAAUCUCUCCCGUAUUUGUUUAAUGCUGUUGUAUUUUAAUGGAGGUGCAAUAUUGUAGUGGUUUUGAUACAGUCUCUCUGACAUGUUGUUUCGCUGUGGGGAAAACCGAAAGGGUUUUGUAUACACGGACGGACUUUUAAAUUAAAUAGCGUUUUUAACUAGUUAAUUUUAAUUCAAAAAUUCUUCCAACAUCUCACUGGUUUUUAGUCUCGUUCCUCUGUGCUUCCAGGAUGAUUCUCAAAGCAGGAUGCAGGAAAUCAUAGACUGUUGAACAGGCAGACCUGACUGUUGUUCUAUGUAUUUAUAUACGAUCCCUUGUAUGUUCAUUUACAUCAGCUAAAUACUUAGCAACAACUGUAUGUUUAUCAUUGAUCGGCCAACUUGUAAUAUCAAUUGAUCCAAUGAUUAUUAUUAUAAUGUUUUUUUACCUGAACAAAACUGUUCAUAUCAGGAUCUUGGCUCGCUUUAUUGUACAGUCCUCCUGUACCCCAAUAUCUACUACCAAAUGGAAAUAGGAAGUUAUCAUUCAUGAUCACAUGGUAAUUACAUUUAGGCUUCUUUAGGAUUCUUUGCGAAAGCAAUUAAUCUUUUUGUUACCAAUUGUGUUCAUUUAGUUGAAGUUAGCGCCAGAAAGUAGCUUGUAUCUAAUACUCCAUAAUUGUGCAGUGUAAAUAUAGGACUGUAAAAUAAAGCAUUACCUACAAUAUUCUUAGAGGGUGCCACAUAUCACAACUUGAAAUUCAUAGUUUCCCACCAACCUCUCUUUUGGUGACUUCUUAAGAGAAUUGACAAUAUCAAGAAGCAUAUAGACUAUCCUCACAGUCACGUAUUUUUUUAAUAACAUGAAACCCAAAUCAUGAGGCCUUUAAAUGUCCUGAAACGUGAACUUUUUUUUCUAGUCCUACCUUAGUAAAAAAUAGUCUAGACAAAAUAAAUGUGCUUUAUUGCAAGUAUGAUUGUUGUAAAAAAAUAAAUAAUAUUAUAAUAAUUAAAGUUCAUAGCCCCAAGCUAGCUAGGUUCCUAACCAAAGAUAUGAAUUAAACAUAUUCUGAACUUUCAAUCUUUUAUGAAAUCCUAAGUACCCAACCCACAAUUCUUGAUCAUUAACUGUAUGUCAGUCAUUGUGUGACAGUCAGAUGACUAUCAGUUCUUUGUUUGUGCCACAGUCAUGUCUUGUUGUCUUUAAGUGGCUUUGUUAUGGGCUGGUAUCACAGACACAUUGAAUAUUGAUUCAUUUUAAGUAGGCCUAGCUCUUGUUCUCAGAGUGGUUUAACAUUCGAAUACAUAGUUCUGUAUUCAUAUUAAAACCACAUGUUCAGUAGUCUGAAUUCAAGUGCAAUCUAGGUAGUUUAUGUCUGUGUUUUCAGCUCAAUGUGCUUUAAUCUGAGCUGUGCAUUUCCUCACUGCAGGUCAAACUCAAAGCUUUAGUUCACAGGCUUUGUGUGUCUGUCUGAAGGGUCUCUGCCUGGUUUUGCAUGACUGUGUUAGACCCCACUCCAGGCUUAGAGACAGAGCUUAAGUUCUCCAAUCUGGGGAGAGGUUUCCCGUACGCACAGAUCUAAGAUCAGCUUACCUCCCCCAAUCCUUACCAUAACAAUUAGAAGGGGAAAACGCAGAACUGACCUUAGAUCAGCAUCCAAGGGCAACUUCAACCUACUCCAUGUUUUUCCAGUGUUGUGUGUAUAUAUAAUGCUGCAAACUGCCUGGUUUUCAUGAACCAACCAAACCCUAUGUGAGGAUAUUUUAGGAUGAUGGUCUAUAACAUGGUGGAAGAGAAGUGAGUUUCAUUUGUUUACAUUAUGUUUACAAUGGCACAGUUUUAAGAAUAAAUAUACAUAGAUAUACAAUAUUUGCAUAUUUAUUGCCUAAGGUUAAACAAUAUGAUGAUGUGUAACUGUGUUUUCAUCUUUGGAAUAUAAUGUUACAGUUGUCACCUGUGUUACUAUCUGGAUGAUUUUGGUGAAGUAGUUGGUCAUUUUUAUGACUAAUAAGUGACUGUUUGCUGUGCCUUUUUAUGGUUAGAAUGCAUGGUUAACUAUUUAUUACAAUAUGGAAGUCACUGAGAUGUGUAUUUUUGUAUUCUGAUUAAAUAAAUGGUUCAACUUU
Salvelinus fontinalis (brook trout) is the source of this 7943-nucleotide messenger RNA. It is a transcript of the gene dgkh, whose product is annotated as diacylglycerol kinase, eta. Gene Ontology annotation, biological process: diacylglycerol metabolic process; intracellular signal transduction; lipid phosphorylation. The record is from RefSeq and is a predicted model, not a curated record. Gene Ontology annotation, molecular function: ATP-dependent diacylglycerol kinase activity; protein binding. Lineage: Eukaryota; Metazoa; Chordata; Actinopteri; Salmoniformes; Salmonidae. The transcript has 31 exons. The coding region runs from base 239 to 4132 and encodes 1297 amino acids.